Ornithorhynchus anatinus (platypus) is the source of this 4509-nucleotide messenger RNA. RefSeq names its product inositol polyphosphate-5-phosphatase E (gene INPP5E). NCBI's taxonomy places the organism in Eukaryota, Metazoa, Chordata, Mammalia, Monotremata, Ornithorhynchidae. Gene Ontology annotation, molecular function: inositol-polyphosphate 5-phosphatase activity. Gene Ontology annotation, biological process: phosphatidylinositol dephosphorylation. The transcript is spliced from 13 exons. Bases 458 to 2506 code for a protein of 682 amino acids. The record is from RefSeq and is a predicted model, not a curated record.
GCCGGGCCCGUCCUACCCUCGAACCCAGGCCCUCGGGCCCCCGGCCAGGAUCCACUAAGGGUCCAACUCUGCAAAAUGCCUCAGGAGGGGAAACUGGAAGGUUAAAUAGAGUCCUGCAUGAACCAGAAAUCUGGGCCUCUCAGCAACUGGCCUGAAGAUGCGGCAUCCAAGCAGUAGUAGCCCAGAAAUUUCUAGGUAGCCCCAUUUCUUGGGGAAUUCCAGAGUCAUGCCCCAGUUUGCUGAGGCUGUUUGGCUCCAGCACGUACCCGAGAGCAAGAUGACUUUGGGCCCCAAGGCCUCCGAGUUUCGGUUUUCCACAGUGGGGCAGGCGUCGCUAUUCAGUUAUGGUAUGCUAGCGAAGAAUGUUCCUUCAGGAAGAUUCAGCUCCCGGGAGACUUUAUAAGGGGUCAGCCCCGCAGAUGGGCAUUUUUACCUGCUUCCCCGCAAGCCGCUGAGAAUGGAACCUCCGAGCUCAUUUCCCCAGCAACCCACUGUCUGUGAGAAUCCCCAGACUGAAUGCCCAGCGGCCUCAAAAGGCAAUCAGUCAAAGACAAACGACCUCUCGGUGGGAAAGGAGGCCCACGGGAUCGGCCGGCCCACCCAGAAGAAUCCAGAGUCAUUUUUCAAUGCCGUCCUAAGGUUUCCGACCGAGGAGAUAAAGAACAACGCAAAGAUCCAGGCUAUUACUCCGAAGCCGCCCCGGAAGCCAAAGCUCGAGCGGACGGCUUCCCUAGACGAGAGGGGCUGGAGGGGAAGGCAUUUUCGAACGAGCCAAGAAAGCUGGACGGACCCGAACGAGACAAGUUCGUCAAAUGGUUCUCUGCAGGAGGGAGGCCCCAGCCCCCCGCCCGUAGGUAAAGCGGCCCAUCCCGCCAGCCAGCCGCUCCGCGGCCUGAACCUCUUGCAGAGCACUUCCUUGCAAGACAUCCCCGAGCCGGGAGGCUUGCGAAAUAGUUCCGACCCCUCUUCCCGCUUGGAAAAGCGUCGGGGUCUGAUGCCCAGUGCUUCCCUGGAGCUCCUCCCCGGGAUCCCGGGAUUGGGAAGCAAACUUCGACUGUCCAAAGUAGUGCCCUUGCGAGCCCUUCCCCCCGUGGAGCUGAACGUGGCAUCUCACACCCUGAGGACGGCUAAUCGGAUCGACUCGGACAGUGCAGAUUACAGGCAUCACGUUCGGAAUAAACUGGUCCGGACCAACAGCACCCUGAGCGACUCCAGGCUGUCCAGCGGCAUGGUCUAUGACAGCAGCUCCACGGCCUCCAUGAAGUCUUCGUUUAGUCUACUGACACCCAUCCGCUCCAAGGACGUUCGAAGCAGGGCAAACUACAGGACUGGCAUGGGAAAGCACUUGGAAUCAGCAGGAAUAUUUGAAGGAAAUGCCAAAAGGAGCUACUUGGAAGGAAGCCUCUUAGCUAAUGGUGCCUUGUUGGGAGCAGAAGAACUGGUUCGCUAUUUCCCAGAUCGGAACAUUGGCCUUUUCGUGGCCACCUGGAAUAUGCAAGGCCAGAAGGAACUUCCUGAAAACCUGGAUGAUUUCUUGUUACCUUCUGAGGCUGAUUAUGCCCAGGAUAUGUACAUCAUUGGAGUGCAAGAAGGCUGCUCAGACAGGCGGGAAUGGGAGAUCCGUCUCCAAGAAACGCUGGGACCUCAUUAUGUAAUGUUGUAUUCAGCCGCCCACGGUGUGCUCUACAUGUCAGUAUUUAUAAGGAGGGACCUCAUCUGGUUUUGUUCAGAAGUGGAAUAUGCAACCGUGACAACCCGAAUUGUGUCUCAAAUCAAAACCAAAGGGGCAUUGGGGAUCGGCUUCACCUUUUUCGGCACCUCCUUCCUCUUCAUCACGUCUCACUUCACCUCUGGAGAUGGGAAAGUGUCUGAGAGGAUGUUAGACUAUAAUAAAACGAUUCAAGCACUUGCACUUCCCAGGAACGUUCCAGAUACCAACCCGUAUCGAUCCAGUUCUUCGGAUGUCACAACUCGAUUUGAUGAAGUGUUCUGGUUUGGAGAUUUCAAUUUCCGACUGAAUAGCGGACGGUUGGCUGUGGAGUCCAUUUUGAAGCAAGAUUUGGAAAUGGACAUGUCUGAGCUACUUCAGUAUGACCAGCUAAUUAAAGAAAUGAACAAAGGAUCAAUUUUCAAGGGAUUCAAAGAAGCAGAGAUUCACUUUCUCCCUUCAUACAAGUUUGACGUUGGACGAGACAGCUAUGAUACCACUUCCAAGCAGAGAACUCCUUCGUACACGGAUCGAGUCGUCUACAGAAGUCGUGUCAAAGAUGACAUUUGCCCAGUGAAGUAUUCAUCCUGCCCCGGGAUCAAGACCUCUGACCACCGACCAGUGUUUGGCCUGUUCCGGGUGAAAGUGAAACCCGGGAGAGACAACAUUCCUCUAGCUGCUGGGAAGUUUGACCGAGACCUGUAUUUAAUAGGAAUUAAGAGACGCAUUUCAAGGGAACUUCAGAGGCGCCAAGCCAUAAAGGAUCAGAAAUCCAGUGCUGUCUGUUCUGUUUCUUAAGGUGUCGUUGUCUAGCAAGUAUCGGACAAACCAUAACGCACUUCAUGUAGGGGUCAAUGUUAAAAAAAAGGGACAGGUUUCCUAUUUUGAUUCUGCUGCUAUUCAUUCCUGGACUAGAAGAAUGACUUACAAGCCAUCCUGACUGUUGAAAUGAACAACUAUUCAAACUGUGUGUAUGAAAUGUAAAAUAUUAGUGCCCCAGGGCUAUAGCUAGAUACUAAAACAUCCAAUUAUGAGAUUUCACACUCCUUGUGAGUAAAUAAACCUUGAAUUCAUUUGCAAUUCUUUUAUUCCAGGCAAAGCAACCUGCCCUUAUUGACUUUUCAGCUAAAUCUGGCCUUGGGCAAGUCAAACAAGAUAUUCUGUUGUUGUAUCAUUGGUGUAUUAGUACAAUCACUGACACUCACCGGUUGCAAAUAUUGGAACCCAUUUUAUCCCAAGGAUCUAAAAUGUCCUAAGUAAUAGUUCCCUAAUUUUUCCUGCCAAGAAUUCUUUUGGUAGCCAAAUAAAUUUCAUCUUUUCCCUCAGCCUCUGCAUCCUAAUCCUCAGCAUAGUAGCAGCUGUCCAUUUCUCAUCUGGCCAUCUUAAUUAAGAACCUCGAAGCCCUACUUGUUUCUAGGUUUGACUUCUUACACAUUCCCCACCUCUCCCCCUUCCCUCCUCCCCUCCUCUACCGGUACACUCUGCUCUGCCAUAACGUGUGUUUUCAGUAGGCUAGAAGACAAUUAGAGGAUGUUCUUUUGACAUCAUUAACCUGGCUGCACAUACCAAGGUACAGAAGAAACUGUGAGCGUACCACAGUUUCACUUUAUCUUAACGCAAAAGUCCAUAAGAAUGCAAUCCUUGUUUUAGAAAACUGCGUAUACUUCCACAAGAAAUGGAACCCAGAAAGGCGACACCCAGCACCCUGCUCCCUAUCAAUCAAUCAAUGGUAUUUAUUAACACUUACCGUGUGCAGAGCACUGUAGUAAGUGCUUGGGAGAGUACAGCUUAACAGUCAGUCCACACGUUCCCUGCCCACAACGAGCUUGGUUUAGAGAAGAGUGUCUUAUUAUUCCUGGGACAUUGCAGGUAGGGAGAUCACCUAAGGGAGGGGCGGUGCAGAGAAAUUAAUUAAAAGCCCUCAGUGCUUUGUGAAAUUUUUCUCCAAGGGCUAAAAUGCCUAGUUUCGGCAGCGAUUCUUUGCCGAUUCUGGUGCUGGCAUGUGGGGUCCCUCUGAUCUCAGAGAAGGCUCGGUUUGGCCUGGUAUCACCCCUGCCAGCAGGGUGGCAGUCCUGGAUCCUUCUUCAUUUAAGUAGGGUCCUGGGGAGGACCUCGGGCCGGAUAUGAUCCUUGGACCCUCCUGAUCUGGCCCUCGAAUUGGCACCGGGAGAUGGAGGACAAGCUCCUUGUGAACAGGGAAUGUGUCUGUUUACUGUUACAUUGUACCCUCCCCAAACGCUUAGUACAGUGCUCUGUACAUGGUGCUCAAUAAAUAUGAUUGAGUGAAUGAAUCCACCAGGAAAACAGCCAAUCAUCCGGUUGUAUUCCUUGUCGACCCAUCUAAUAUCAGCACUCCAGGUGCCCGUUUAUCCCCAUGAUUUUCCCAGACCAUCUCAAGUUCAGUUUGGAGAAAGAUCGCUCCAAAGAUCUUGGGGGAAAAGCACAUUUUCUAAGGGCUAAAUCUGAAGCUGGUUCAACCACACGGUUUGUUCAGGCCAUUUGUCCUACUCACGAUGGUUAGAAGGUAGCGGUGCUAGAAAACUGUUCAUUUUCUUUCCAGUAGCCAAAUGUACAUGGGUUGCAUUGUGGAAUUGCCGUCCUUUUGUGUUCGACCUUAGGGAUCAAAUAGAAUUAGUCUGACUUUUUUAAGAGAGUUUCUACACAUCCCUACUAUAUUGUGCAUGUUCCAUUCCAUGAGAAUGUAUCCUCUGAAUAUGCAGAAAUCAAGGUGCAUUCAAUCUGGUAUCCUAAAUUAUUUAUUUUUCCAUAUUUAUAUUUUUCAAUAAAUGUAUAUAAUGAAA